UAUCUGCAUUUAAUCAUAUUUUCAAAGUUAUUUAUCGGUGUAGAAAAUAACAAACAAUCCUGACAAUACGGACAGUUUCCCGAUUUUUUAAACAGCAUUAACUGGAUUUUAUUAUAACAAUAAAUCAAAAUUAUCAUAGUAAGAUAUUUAUCACGAUAAAUAAUAUCCGAUAAAUGCCCGGCCCUACCCCUUCUUAUUUCAGCUGCAGUAAAAUCUGAAAAAAUAAUGUUUUUGUUUUUCUAAAUGCGACCGAACCCAAGGUUAUCCUCAGACCCCCACCUUCCUCUCAUCAGUUAGACUCCUCUUCCUCGUCGGAUGUUUUGUUAUCAGCCGGAACAGAGAAAGCGACGCGGCCUUCGAGGCUCGGCGGCGCCGUCCGAGGGGGAGGCUGCUGGAUGCUGCAGCCCAAUCAGAGCUCAGAUUGAGAUCAUCCCCUGUAAGAUCUGUGGAGAUAAAUCCUCAGGGAUCCACUACGGCGUCAUUACCUGCGAGGGCUGCAAGGGUUUCUUCAGGCGGAGUCAGCAGAGCAACGCCUCGUACUCGUGUCCGCGGCAGAAAAACUGUCAGAUCGACCGAACGAGCCGGAACCGGUGUCAGCACUGUCGCCUGCAGAAAUGCCUGGCUGCCGGCAUGUCCAGAGACGCCGUGAAGUUCGGCCGCAUGUCGAAGAAGCAGCGGGACAGUUUGUACGCCGAGGUCCAGAAGCACCGGCUCCAGCAGCAGCAGCAGGCACCCAGCCGGUCCUCCCCCAGCGUCAGCAGCCCCAGCCUGGACGAGGCUGAGUCGCCGUCUCCCCCGUACACGCUGUGCUCCGCGGGCCUCACGGACCCAGCAGACGACCCGGCCUGCUACAUGGACCGGACCUCACCAGACGGAGGAUCUCUGACCUCCAAGGCGGAGUCGGGAGCAGGAGACGCAGGAUGUGGAGGUUUCUACCUGGACAUCCAGCCGUCUCCGGACCAGUCCGGACUCGACAUCAACAGAGUCAAACCGGAGCCACUGCACGACUACAGACACGGCGACGGCAAUGGCUUCUUCCCUUACUGCUCCUUCAGCAACGGAGAUGCUUCUCCAACCCUGACCUUGGCCGAACACGGUGAGUCCACCGAACACGAUCACUUGGCCCAAAUCAUCUGCAAGUCUCACCUGGAGACGUGUCAGUACCUGAGGGAGGAGCUGCAGGAAAUGAGCUGGCAGAGUUUCCUGCAGGAAGAGGUGGAGAAGUAUCAGAACAAGCCACAGGAGGCGAUGUGGCAGCUUUGUGCAGUGAAGAUCACAGACGCCGUCCAGUACGUGGUGGAGUUCGCCAAGCGCAUCGACGGCUUCAUGGAUCUCUGCCAGAACGACCAGAUUGUGCUGCUGAAAGCCGGAUCUUUAGAGGUCAUCUUCGUACGAAUGUGUCGGGUUUUUGACUCUCAGAACAACACCGUCUACUUCGAUGGGAAAUUUGCAAGUCCUGACGUUUUUAAAUCAUUAGGCUGCGAUGAUUUGAUCUCGUCAGUGUUUGACUUUGGUCAGAGCAUGUGUUCGCUGCAGCUGACCGAGGAAGAGAUCGCCCUCUUCUCCGCGUUCGUUCUGCUCUGUGCAGACCGGUCGUGGCUGCGGGAGAAGCUGCAGGUGGAGAAGCUGCAGCGGAAAACCGAGUCGGCCCUGCAGCACGUCCUGCAGAAGAACCACAGAGACGAUGGAGUUCUGGAGAAGCUGCGGUGCAAGGCGUUGGCGCUGCGCGCUCUCUGCGGCCUCCACUCGGAGAAGCUCGCGGCGUUCAGAACCGUCUACCCGGACGCGGUCCGAACGCUCUUCCCUCCGCUCUACAAGGAGCUGUUUGCUGCCGACCUGGACGGGACUCUGCACUGAGCGCCAGAACCGGUCCGGUCCCAGCAGGACUAAUCCGCGCGCUGAGGAAUCUGAUUUUAUGGUUGCACUACUGCACUGAUCCGGGAGCAGCAGCACCCUGGAGGUUCUGGUGCUGGAAACAUGUGGACUAGUGCAGGACUGCUGACUGAGCAAUACACGUCCGAGCUACUAAUUCAAUCCUGAAACUUGAGGCUUUUAUACAGAAAAACCAGUUUCUUGUACAGAUUGUUAAGCGGUUUUAGUUUCUUUCUCACUCCGUAUCGAAGUUCAGCUGGAGGAGCUUCAUUUUCUCCAGCUGAGAUUUCUCUUUUUUGAGUUUCAAAUCACUUUGGUGCAAAUCCAGGCAAAAAUAAAUCCCAGAAACGACAUUAAGCUCAUUUGUUUACCUGACGGAUAUCUUAUAAAACUGAACCUGGCUUCAUGUUCGGCUUUGAGAUUCAGUUUCCUCGACUCAAAAACUAACAGCAAUAUUUAGCCAAGAGAGAAAACUGGGUUAGUUUUUCAAAGUUAUAUUUUCUCCAUUUUAUUCAAUAAUUUCUAAAUGUCACAGUUUGCCUUGAACUAAAUAUUUACUUCAGAGAUAUAGUUAGUUUGCUAACUAAAAAUUUAAACGUUAGCUACUUAAAAAGUCAAGCGACAGUUGGCUAACUAUCUAGCUAGCAAGCUAAAUAGAGCUAAAUAUUUAGUUGGCAAGCUAAGUAGCUAACUAGAGAGUUAGCUCAGAACUAGCUAAAUAUUUACCAUCAUAUUUAGCUCAAAAGCACUUAAAUAUUUUGUUAGGAAGCUAGCUAGAGCUAGCACAAUGAUAUGUUUACAAUUAUUAAUCCCACAAAAUAUACCCCAUAAAAUAUCUAAAAUUAAAUAUUAGAUAGAUCUGAGCUAAAUAUUUAAACUCAGAACUAGCUGAAUGUUUAAAUCAGAGCUACGUACAUAUUUAGCUACCAAGCUAAAUAUUUAGUUUGAAGUUAAAAUUUAACUUGCAAAUAAAAACUUAGCCUAAUUAAAUAUUUAGUUUGAAACUGUGACAUUACAUAGAAAUAUAUAAAUGAGUGGAAAACAUGAUAAUUCACUGUUAGCAGCUGAAAAUGUCCAAAACAGCUUUCCGUAGAUCAGCAGCCAUGUUGUUCAAAGACGCAGCUGCAAGAGUGCAGAACAAAUUUUCCCUCCACUUUAUCUAAAAAUGUUUUUACAUGUUCAAACUGACAUUCAAAAUGUUUAGCAGUUAAAUAAAGAUGUUUUGUGCCAUAGUUGCAAAUCUUUUAAUGUAAAACAGCAAAUUUACCUGAAAAACUAGGAAUUUACUAAAGUUUUUUAUGUCUUUGAUAAUUUGGCAUUAUGCAUUUUCAUACAAAACUCCUCUGAAAAAGUGUUGAGAUAUUUCCAAGUGAGGUUAAAGUUCACACAGCCUUUCAGUUAUGAUGCAAAAGCUGCAGUGAUUAUAAAGCAAUAAACAUCAAAUCCAACCCAGAUUGUUUUCAGGUAAAAAUGCUUAAAAGAUCAAAGUUGCAUCAAAAUAUUGUCCAGUUAUAAAUAAUCUUCAUGGUAAGGAAUAAAUGUGUACUUUUAUAGAUUUGUAAUAGUUUUUCAUCCAUCCCAGCUGUUCCAACACAGAGCAGAUCCAGGGUUUUAUUUUGGUAAUUUAAUAAACUGCAUUUCUGACUAAACAUUUAUCCAAAUAUUGAUGUCCAAACUAAUCCAGGUUCAAGGUUAAAUCCUCAGAAAUGCUCAGAUUUUAGUCAAAAUAAACUCAAGCAAAUGUUUUCUUCCAUUUUCCACAACUAUUCAGGGGAAUAAAUUAUGAUGUGUUUUAUUUCAGUAAUUAGAGUUUAUUUCUGUUCAUUUUGAUGAUUCUGACAAUUGAUUAAAAUUUUUAAAUAUUACGUCUAACUCAGUUUUCAAGGAUUUCUCUGUUAAUGUAACUACAAAUUAUUAGCAGAAAAUUAUUUUUCCCUAAUUGCUUGUGGACUAAAAGUAAACUUUUUUUUUUUUUUUUAGAAAUCUUGAAAUCAAGCAGAUUUUUUAAAUAUUUACUGCCAGUCUGCAGAUAGCAGCAGCAAAGCUGCAGCACCCCCUGCUGGAACUGAAGUGCAACAUCAAUUUUUCCUCCUCAUUUUUUCAUUUUUAGUUUAAUUUGUAAAUCAUUCUUUCAUUUAGUUUUCUGUUGAAGCAAAAACAUGCAACAUCUCUCCACUCAGGUCAAUAGUUUUACUAGCAAUAUAUGAAAAAUAAGCAAUAAGCUGUAAGAUUUUUUUUAUAUAAUCAAUAACAUCACCUGACUCAAUAAAUUCUGAAUAUUUCAGAUUUUUUGGAUGCAUAAACUAUUCAAACCUAAAUUAGAAUGAAAGUCCAGAUUCUUCUUCGUUGGUAGUUAAGGAACGUCUCAAACAGGAUUUUAAAUUCAUACUACUGAAUAUAAAAAAGUAUAUUUAAAUUAAUUUGCACUUUCUCUAAACCUACAUGCAUACAACCACAGCACGAGUCACUUUGUUUCCAUUAUAAUAUUCAUUUGUAUGUUAGAGAGGUUCUUUAAACGUGUAAAGAUCCAAAACUCCCAGAAUUCCACCAAACUUUUAGAAAAUGAUUUAAUUUCAGUAAAACCACUGAUUUGAUUUUCCUUUAAGGAUUAGACGCACUCUGGGUUAGAAAAUUUAAGAAAGUGAGUUUUUGGUGUAAAUUUAUGUCUUUUUUUUUUCUAUCUAUAAUCUCGACUGUUGUGCAUUUUUUUAAGUAAAAGUGGCCCAAAGUCUGUUUUCAUCGCUGAUCAUAAUGGAUUUACAAACUGGAUGUUUUUCUUUCCAUAUGGCAAAUGGAUCUAAAAUUAUCUAUGAAUCCCUUUCUUGCAAAAAAACCCAAAAUAAAAUAAAAUACUUUAUGCAUUAAACUAUUUUAAAAAAUCACAAUAUAACUUUCAAAGAGGUAUUAUUUAAUAGGUUAUAUCAAUAUUUGUUAAAUAUAUUUUUUUAAAGUUAUAUUGUUAUAUUUAUAAACUCAAACCAAGUUUUCAACGUUUGAAACUCAAAAAUUUCCACUUCUUUUUCUAGAAAAUUCAAAAAUGUUUCUAGAAAGCGUUUAGCUUUUCAAACUCAGAAAUUUUGAGGUUUUUGGCGAAAAUUAACUUUUUAUUUUUCUGUCUACAAUGGCCCAAAUUCGCCACUGUAAAUAAUUGCAAUAAAUGCAACUUGAUGGAAUAACAGAUUCCCAAAAUAAGUUUGACACAUCUAACUGCUUGCUAGCAUAACUAGCUAAUCGGCUAACUGACGGAUUUAUCUGGACGAGGUGAAAACGAGUCGCUGAAACUCAAACUGAGCUUCAGAACCAGGAAGGGCAGAAAAUAACGUGACUUUAAACGCAGCACGAUUGUUGAUAUAUGAUGAGGAUAGGAAACUGGAAGGCAACAUAAAGAUGGCAGACAUUUGGCCUAACCAACAUGAAAACAAAUAUUUAUGCUGCCUUACAGCAAAGCUGGCAGCGGCAGUAUGGUGCUGCGGGGAUAUUUUCUUGGCACACCUUUAGCAUCAGCUGGUAUUUAAAUCCCUUUCUAUGUGAGAAAUCCAAACCUCCAGAGCUCAAAUCAUCUCAAACUGGAUUCUUGAACAUGGUUUAACUGUGAUCAAACUUUACCUAUUAAAGUGGCAAAUAACCGCUUUUCCAUUGAAAAUGAAACAUUUAAAAUAAUCUAAAAGAGG
Messenger RNA from Poecilia latipinna (sailfin molly), 5543 nucleotides. Its product is annotated as nuclear receptor ROR-alpha-like. Gene Ontology annotation, cellular component: nucleus. Gene Ontology annotation, biological process: regulation of transcription by RNA polymerase II. The transcript has 11 exons. NCBI's taxonomy places the organism in Eukaryota, Metazoa, Chordata, Actinopteri, Cyprinodontiformes, Poeciliidae. The record is from RefSeq and is a predicted model, not a curated record. Bases 316 to 1857 code for a protein of 513 amino acids. Gene Ontology annotation, molecular function: oxysterol binding; nuclear receptor activity; zinc ion binding.